CGCGCGUUGGCACUGGUGACUGACUGACCGCCGCACGCCAAACACCGGUCUCCAGAGCGCUCACUAGGUCGACCAGCUGCUCAUUUAGCCCUCUUUCUGUCGCUAUUGUAGCGCGACGCGUCGCUAUAUCGCGAUCGCUAGAUCUAGCAAUCUAGCGCUCUCCUAUAGUUCGAAGUCAUGUCCGAGUGCGUCCGGCGCGGUAGGGAAUCGCUCCAUAGAAAACUAGAUUCGUGCGAUACGACGGUGGUUUGAGUUUGUUUUUUUUUGAAUUUUUUAUACGUUAUAACGCACGGCGCAAAAAGUCGGUUCUUUUGGAGAUUCAGAGAGAAUUUUAUUUGGAUGUAGGAUAUGCAAAAUGAUACGCUGUUUUAUUUUGCUGCUCUACGCCUAUGCCGCCCUAGGCAUAGGUUUCGACUCGGGAGGAGGCGAUAGGACAUCCUGCGGCAGGCCCUACAGGGCAGGGCGCCUGUACCAACCCCCAUGCGACCUGGAACGCCUGGGGUACUGCACCCAGGCGGGACAAUUGUACCCUUGGAGAGCCGUCAGACGCUUCGUCAAGGACAACCAGGGGCUCAUGAGGCGGAUGUACGGCGACCAGAGACACGGGCACGUGCUCAGGGCUGAGCUGGAGGAAGAUGACGUCAUUGGGGAUGAUUUUGUUGGAGAUGAGAAGCGUGAGGAGGGAUAUAUACGGUGGAGACCUGAAAGUGUGAGAUUUGCCAGGUAUCAACAUCAUGACGAUAUCAACAAUGAUUUGGACCAUGAUGAAGACCUAGACUUUGAACGACCCUAUGUUGAAGAAGGGCGAUUUCUGCGAGACGAUUCAACAAACGAGGACGUGCUCAACACGAAGUUCGUUGUCUCAGAACAGGAAGCCGCCAUAGCUAUAAAGUUGGCAGAACUGAAAGCUGCAGCUCAUUUCAAGUACGCUAAUCAAAGACCUGCAAUCCCUACACCAAAAGCAACAACACAAAAAACUACACCAAGUAGUACUACUACCCCUAUUUCUAAAACAAAACUACUUCCGAAAACCCAAGAGAAGAACAAUACAAAAGUCUUAAAAAUCAACAAAAUCGAAUCUUUACCAACCCUGGAAGGUUCAAGCAGUACUACUACCCUCGACGAUAUCAACACUACAAAAUGGGGAAACACUAAAGGUACUACCGAAACUACGCCUACUAUUAGUACGGAAGAUUCUACAGUUGUGACAACUGCUAGUAGUAUCACAGAAGAAUUUUCUGAGCAAUCUAGUACAGACGACACUACAACUGACCAUACUACCGAAUGGUCAUCGAAAAAACUCUCUACCAUCACGAGAAAACCAACAAUAACCACUACAAAGCCUACAUCUAUUAAAAUGACGUUGGUCAGCAAUAGACUAAAAGAAUCAAGCGAUUCUACCCAGUCAAAGACCGUAGAAAAAUCUAAAAUUAUUGAUAAAGAGGAAGAUGCAAAAGAAAAUGUUAAAUCACAUGAUGGAAACGUGGAAAGUCUGGAACCUAGUGAUGUCAGCGAUAUCUAUAGUGACGAUGGUGAUUUGAAAACCGCAGAAAGCAGCAAUACGCCAGCUAUGUUGUUUCAGGACAUGGAGGAAGAGACUACUAAGAAUAAAGCCCCACUAGAUUACAGCAACAUGAAAGGAGUAAACGCUUGUCCAGUAAAGGAGGAAGUUGUGGCUCCGUUUUGGGCCAACAACACCAGGGGAGAAGUGUUGGCACUACUGAAUAUGUAUCCUUUUGAACAAUACGUGCACUGGGAGAAGUGCACUUUUGAACACAGACAGAUGUAUUGCAGAGAAGGAUGCCGAUGUGAACAGCAAUACAGACUACACAGGCUUCUAGCUUACGAUCCAAACAACGAAUGCAGAGGAAUUUUCUCAGACUGGUUCCGGUUUCCUUCCUGUUGCGUCUGUAAAUGUUACAAUAUGCCUCCAGAAUUUCGCGUCACAUCUAGAAGCCCUCGGUAUCAGUUCACCAAUCAGGAAGACCAAGAAUCGCAAAAUUAGUUGUUUAGAAUAAAUAAAAACUAUAUAAAUAUCGUUAUUAUUUGAAGUUGUAAGGCUCGUGUUUAUUUUUUAAGUUCCAGAAAGUUGUUAUAUGUUAUAUUGUUUUCUUUUAUAUUAAUUUUAAUGUUAGAACGUAAUAUUAAUAUAUAGAAUUACAAACAGAAUUAUGUAAAUACUAAUAUAAUUGCCUUUAAUCGAUUUUUAUAUGUUCUAGUCUGUAAUUAUU
Molecule: messenger RNA, 2231 nt
Organism: Sitophilus oryzae (rice weevil)
Lineage: Eukaryota; Metazoa; Arthropoda; Insecta; Coleoptera; Curculionidae
Gene: spz4
Product: protein spaetzle 4
Exons: 7
Coding region: 356-2005 (549 amino acids)
Biological process (GO): innate immune response; regulation of Toll signaling pathway; central nervous system formation
Cellular component (GO): extracellular region
Molecular function (GO): growth factor activity; Toll binding
Source: RefSeq, a predicted model, not a curated record